AUGCCUGCUUGUGCAAUAGAAUCACGCAUUGCGCCUCCCAACUUGACGAUUGCAGACAUCACCGUACCAAAGAAUGAGUUCACAUUUGGUUCUUUUGGCCCAAACUCCUCGAGUUACCAAGAUGCGUUGGCCUGCCUUCGGAUGUAUCGCAAGCAGGUAACGCAACUCAACUACAGUCAACGGCGUGAGAUUAUAGAUAUUAUCACAAAGGGUCACUUUUUCAGAACGAAAACCGCGAUGAAAUCGCCAUUUGGCCAUAAAUUCUACCGUUACGCCCGCCAAAGCGAUUUUGCUGCAGAGCGCCUGUCAUGGCCUGAAUAUAUCAUCAUGCGCGCUCUUUAUAAAGAUGACUUACCACCUCUAUAUAUUAGCCAUGUCAAGCAAACAUUCGGAACGGCGGCCAUCGAAGAUUUCUCUUACCAAUUUUUCGAAUACUUUCCGCAAAUGAAUGACAAUACUGCCAAGGCUAUCAUUCCAACACCGAAAGUCAGUAUUCGCUCAGGACGAAUUUUAAUUAGUAGUCGCAAGGCGAGUGCUGAAGACAACCUCUGGCCCGCUCCAAAACGCAAAAAACCACGUUCAAUACAUAAGAACCCGGAUACUCCGACCACUGUUCAGACGACACUAAAGGCUCAUACCGUGGGUCGAGCGGCGAAUGAUGCAGGAAAUGAGGCUUUAAUCUCAGCGAAAGAAGCAACCAAGCAGCCAAAGUCUACCUCUGCUGUGCCUAACGCUUCUGCACUUGAAGUAACACCGGCUAUCGAUCUGGAUGCACGCGAUAUACUAGAUCGAUUGCCCUCCAAGACAUUCGAGGGUUCCAAAGGAUCGAUAAGGCUUCCUGGGACCGUCUGCACCCUUGAAGAGAGCCAUAGGGGCCUUGAAACUAAGCUCGGUGCGAUGACCACCGCCUUUGACACAAUGAAUACCACCAUCGAGACCAUCGUCACAGAGGCCAGAGCUGACCGAGAGGGGUACAAUCAUGUUUUGAGCAGUAUAAAGGAUGUUAUGAUGGGAAUGGCGGAUUCCAUCAAAGACAUCAAGGAACAGCUGUAG
Trichoderma atroviride IMI 206040 is the source of this 1053-nucleotide messenger RNA. RefSeq lists its product as uncharacterized. The record is from RefSeq and is a predicted model, not a curated record. NCBI's taxonomy places the organism in Eukaryota, Fungi, Ascomycota, Sordariomycetes, Hypocreales, Hypocreaceae.